Molecule: messenger RNA, 1317 nt
Organism: Diaporthe citri
Lineage: Eukaryota; Fungi; Ascomycota; Sordariomycetes; Diaporthales; Diaporthaceae
Exons: 3
Coding region: 1-1317 (438 amino acids)
Cellular component (GO): endoplasmic reticulum
Molecular function (GO): dol-P-Man:Man(5)GlcNAc(2)-PP-Dol alpha-1,3-mannosyltransferase activity
Source: RefSeq, a predicted model, not a curated record
AUGGCCACCAAGCAGGACCCACUGUACCUGCAAGCAUUUCGGUUCGCACAGGAUGUUGCCACAGGAAGGCAUUGGCUGUCCAGGCUGAUCCCACCCGUGCUGAUUCUCCUGGAUGCAGUCUUGUGUGUGCUCGUGAUUGCCAAGGUGGCCUACACCGAGAUUGACUGGACUGCCUACAUGGAGCAGGUCCAGCUGUUUCUCGACGGAGAGAGGGACUACACAAAGAUCGAGGGCGGCACUGGUCCUCUGGUCUACCCUGCUGCCCACGUCUACGUCUACACCGGCCUCUACCAUCUCACCAACCACGGCAAGGACAUCCUUCUGGCCCAGCAACUCUUUGCUGGGCUGUACUUGGUGAACCUGGCCGUGGUCAUGUCCUGCUACUGGAAGGCAAAGGCUCCGCCCUACGUCUUCCCCCUGUUGAUUCUCUCAAAACGCCUGCACAGCAUCUUCAUGCUCCGCUGCUUCAAUGACUGUUUUGCAGUCUUCUUCAUGUGGCUGUCAAUCCUGCUCUUCCAGCACCGACAGUGGGUCGCCGGCGGUCUCAUCUACAGCUUCGGACUCGGCGUCAAGAUGACACUGCUACUGGUGCUCCCGGUGGUCGGCAUCCUCAUCUUCUUCGCCAAGGGCGUAUUUGGAACCAUUGCGCUGGGCGGGUUGAUGGCAGGCUUGCAGGCACAGCUCGCGGCGCCUUUCCUCAAGCACCCCAGCGCUUACUUCGGGCGGGCCUUCGAGUUCUCUCGCCAGUUCCUUUUCAAGUGGACCGUCAACUGGCGCUUCGUGGGCGAGGAGACCUUUCUCAGCCGGGCUUUCUCGACUUCCCUGCUCGCCUUGCAUGUUUCCGUCCUCUUGACCUUCAUUUUCACCAGAUGGCUCCCACCGACGGGAAAGUCAUUAGGAGACGUUCUCAAGGCAACAUUGAGCCCCGACAGCCGUGGGCGAAACUGGCAGCCAUUGUUCCGAGGAUUCACGCCAAAGUACAUUCUGACUACUAUCCUAACCGCCAACGUCGUCGGCCUCCUCUUCGCCCGGUCUCUUCAUUACCAGUUCUACUCCUACCUGGCCUGGUCCACCCCCUACCUCCUCUGGCGCGGUGGCCUGCAUCCUGUGCUGCAGUACGUCUUGUGGGCCCUCCAGGAGUGGGCAUGGAACGUGUUCCCCAGCACACCACUCAGCUCGGCGGUUGUGGUCGGUGUUAUGGCAACAACUGUGACGGCUGUAUGGUUCGGCACGUCGGAUGAAGCAGCAUCUUCGGCUGCUCCGGACCCGUCCGUUGGUAAAGCUGGGGCGCCAACUCGGUCUAUUCGGAAGCCUUAG